AUGGAAGGCCGUGGCAGGCCAAGCUACUUCAACAUCGGUGAUGGGCCAGGUGAGCCUGGUAUGAUCCGAAGGAAUAGCAGGUCAGACGCUGCGCCGCCUUACCAGAGGCCGAGAGCGAGCAGUGUGCCUCGGGGUGCUGCCUUUAGUCCGGUGUCGAACUUGUCGGCUCUGGAACGGGGUAUGCAUCCAACCGGAAGCCCUGUGGUGGGAAGCCCAGCUCGCUCGCCGAACCCUCUUGGAGGUGUGUUGCCACCCCCGCCAGGUUUGCCAGAGUUUGGUGGAGUUUCGCCAGUUAGUGCACCACCGCAGCUCACCGUGGAGACGUUUCUUUACCAGACGGUGCAGCAACAGCAGCAGCAAGUUGCUCAGCUUACGUCUCUAGUCCAGGCUCUUGUGAGCAGGGAUGUGCCUGCGCCAUCUACUGCGAGAGGCAAGGGACACGGUGGAGAGCUUAGCUCCAUCUCCGAUUCGUCGGGGAAGAUGGAGGUUGAUGAGGGAGGUGCCCCCAUCAGGAAUCCCAAAGCUGAAGCUCAUGUUCCCAAGUUGCCUGCAAUUGAUGGUGGAAAAAUGAGCAAAGGCCGUCGCUCGGAGAUCGAGGGGUGGGCUGAAUUCUUAGGGCAGUUUUUGCCUUGGAUCGCCCUCUUUGACGAUAGGAUCCCGGAAGAGCUUCAUCGGUCGAUUGCCUCGGAGGUCACCAUCAAGCAGUCGUCGCUUGAAAAGGGACAGAGCGUGCGUUCAACUAGGACCUUCUUGUACCUGAAGCAAGCGUUGCAAGGGUUUGCUCGUGGGCUUGACUUGGUUAAGCAAGUGGAGAAGGAGCAGCUUGGCUCCCCAGCUGGGUAUGAGUGCAUGAGGAGAUUGCAUCAGGAGUUGUCUGUUGCGAGCCGCAUCGAGGCUUCGACGCUUCGGAAUGAGGCUUUGCAGUACCGCGCGAGCACUCCUGCCAAUCGUCCACUUGACAUGUUUCGGAACAUCCAGUUGGAGCUUGCCAAGUUUACCCGCUUGACCGCAGGGUUCCCAGAUCUUGCGUUGAGUGAAGCAGGUCGUUGCAUGAUUGUUUUGAGAAACCUUGACGUCGAAGUGAAGAAGUAUGUUCUUUUGCAUGCUAGGGUUGACUCCAUGGAUCAGCUUGAAACUGCUUUGAAGUUUUAUGAUGCCAACCUAAAGAUCCUGAAUUUCCAAGAGAAGGAAGGAAAGGGAGCAGCAAAGGACCACGCGAAUGCUUUGACCUUCGAAGACAAGGGAAAGGGCAAGAAGGGUGACAAAGGAAAGGAAGGAAAAGGAAAGGACAGAGGAAAGGACAACAAGAAAGGGAAGGAGAAAGGAAAGGAAGGAAAAGGGAAAGGUGGAAAGGACAAAGGCAAGGACAAAGGGAAGACCGCAGCCGCAAAGGACGGCGAGCAAGGUUCUGGAAGCGACAAGGAGAAGGAGAAGGAGAAAGCAGAGCACUUGAAGAACGUCGCGGCUGCCUCUUUGGAGCCUCAGAUUUUCGCAGCAGCGGUUGAUCUGAGUUGUCCGGUUGUUGAGCUUGAUGAGGAGGAUUGCUCAGAUUUUUCCCAGGAGGAUUGGGAAGAGUUUGUUGCAUCUUAUGAGUGUGCUUGGUCGGAGCCAGUUGUGCUUGAAGGCGGUGAGCCUGUUGUUGCGCAUGAGGGUUCCAUGUUGCACGUUGCGCUUGACAGUUUUCCUUGUGACAGCCCAAACAGAGCCACAGUUGAGCUUGCAGAGUCCCGCGGUGUCCCAAACAGAACCACAGUUGAGCUUGCAGAGUCCCACCAGGUCCCAGACAGAACCACAGUCGAGCUUGCAGAGUCCCCAGAGUUGAGCUUGGAAGUAGGUCGUUUUGUUGCAGAUUUUCCAAAUGGCGUUGAGCAUGGCAUGUUGCAUGGGGUAGGUAGACCUGACCAUGGCAUGGUAGCGCACGAAACAGCAGCAGCCAGCCAGCAGCAUGACACCAUGGACUGGUGGCUCGUCGACUCUGGCGCGUCAGCCCACAUCAUCAACGAGGACACUUUGAGCCGGGUGCACGUUGUGAGCCACAGUGAGUCUGCCAGUGAGUGUGUUUCUGCAACGGGUGACAGCAUUGGAGUUCGGAGGUCUGCGGUUGUCAGGGUUCCAUUCGUUUUGGUUUCAGGCGAGACGGUGGUAACAGAACUCCAAGUGCUUGUUGCUCCUGUGAAGUUUAACCUGCUGUCCUUAGGGCGUUUGCUGGGCAAGAGCUGGGUUGUGGAUUUCCUGCCAAAUUUUAAAGUUGAGGCCGCUGGGUACGUUCUUCGCACGAGAUGGGUCUCCAAUUGCGGAUGGGUUUUCUCGAGUGCUGUUGAGCUUGACCGUUCCGUUGCAGUUGCCGCCCGAGCGAGCUUGAAGCGUAGUGGCGGCUGUGCUCCUUCGUCUGGGAAGCCUUCUAAGAAGGAUGGGGAGGAGCAACCGGGCACCAGAGGAGAGUGGCGCCUUUCGGGUCGCCGCCACCUAGCGGAGCAGCACGCGGCGACUGUUACGAGGACGCACGAGGACUUCGAGGGAUCCACGGUCGCCUUUACGGCAACCUCGAUGGUGGGUCUUACGCCGGGCCAGAACCUGCUGUUGGUGCCAGCCGCGGAAGUGAAGAAGAAGACGGCAGAACAGGCAAAGGCAGCUGCGAAAGCAGCGGCGGAGAAGUUCGUGAAGGAGCGCCAGGAGAGCGCCCAGUGGGCCAAGGAGGCAGAGGAAGCAAAGAAGAAGAGAGCAGCCAAAGCCGCCGAGGCCAAGAAGAAGGCAGCCGAGGCGGAGAAGUUGAUCAACGAGGCCACGGAGGCAAAGAAGAGAGCAGCCGAGGCAGUGGAGUUGGUCAGCGAUUCCCCAGAGGGGAAGAAGAAGAAAGCAGCCGAGGCAGAGAAGUUGGCAAAGAAGAAGGCAGCCACAGAUGCCGUGGAGACAAAGAAGCCCAAGGGCAGUGUGGCCAGAGCAAGGGCAGAGCCGUCUUCGGGGUCGAAGGACCCACCGCAGCCAGUGGUGAAGAGGCAGCCCAAGCCGCCCAUGGUGAAGGCAAUGCCAGCCAAGGUCCGAAAGAUCGUCCUGAAGAGCCGGGCCCAGCGCGGGAUUCCCGGGCAGACCGACACUGCGCUGAGAAUGCUUUCGCAGCGGGCCAAGGAGAAGAAGAAGAGCGGCUACCUCAUGAAGGCCAUCAACAACGCUAUGAAGAAGAAGGCCGAGGAGCAGAAGGGCGCGCCAGUCAGACGAACCUGGGAGAAGCAUAUCAAGGACCACUAUGCUCAGAUCAGGGGGCUGGAGAUCCCGUUCGUGGAGGUGACGAUUUCCGAAAUUGUCAAGGAGCCUCGGGGACCACCGGCGGUGCCACAGCCGAAGACCCCUCCUUCUACGCCAGCGCGAGCUUCAAAGGCCCCGGAGGUCAAGGUGGAGAGCGCGCGUGCAGCAAAGGUGCCGGAGGAAGGUGGAGGGCAUGGAGAUCAAUCCCCCACCACCGGUGCCACCAAGGAGGAGGCUACCCACGCCGCCGAGGGACCCGAGGUCAGCCGGACGAGGGCCCUCUGCGCCCUCAGAGUGGUCACCUGUGUCCAGUCUGCCGCCAUGUCACCAGUUUCCAGCGUGCCGGUGGAUGCAAGGGCCAGGGAAACCCCAGCAGAGACGAGAGCCGAGGAGCCCCCAGCAGAGGGGAGAGCCGAGCAGCUGCAUCUUGGGGACGACGGCAAGAUCUACAACUCCCGGGGCGAGGUGGUGGAGCUGGAGAGCAUCGAGAUAGACGCCCACCAUCCAGGAAUAUCCGAUGGUCCUUCUUCCUUGGGACUCUCGCUUCUAAUGCAAGAAAAGGUUGCGUUUGCAUGUGAGCAUGAUGUUGCAGUUGAGCUUGGUGAGCGUGCAUGUGCUGGUGGUUUGGAUGAGCAUGAGUUGCAGCAUGGUGAGUUGCUUGAGCAUGUUGGCCAGGACCGACCACAGCGUGACCGGAGCGAGGCCCAUGAUAGCCAGAGUGAAGCAUGGUUGCUCAGAGGGGAUCGGGAACUGUUGUUGCAGGAAAGCUGGGGUAAGCUAGAGCGAGAACAUGUUCUUAGAUCGCAUGUGCCGUACAAUGCGUCUUGCCCGCAGUGUGUGCAAGGCCGUGGGCUUGAACCCGCCAGAAGCCAGGAUCGGCCCCAGGACUCAGGGAUGAGAGAGGUGCAAAUAGAUAAGUUUUUCUAUAAGGGCCUCGCGUUCCUGGUGUUGGUUUUGGUCGGUGCUUUUGCCCUCGGUGUGGUUCCGUACCGUGAGGUGAGCGGAUCCCGAGGCCCAGCAGCCAAGGAAGCCAUGUUGAAUGACAUGUCGGCAUGGAGUCGUAGCGUUGGCUUGGUUGGUGUUGCUCCCAGUGAGUUGACAGUGAGUGUGAAGUCGGACAUUGAGGGUGUUGUGAAGAACCUUGCACAGAGUUUUGCUGAUGGUUUGACCGCCGGUGCCAUCGAGGUUGUGGAUGCCCCUGUUGGUCGGCAUGCUGUUGUUGCAGAGCGUGCGGUGAGGACCAUCAAGGAAGGUGCAAACACACUUUGUGCUGGGUUGGAACAGGUCGGCUUGGAGCCCUGCGGGAAGGGUGUUACGUAUCUUUUGAUGCACGUUGCCCAGGUCUAUAACCGGUACCAGGUGCAUCCUGGAUCGGCGCUGUCCCCAGAACAGCGUUGCUUGAAGACCACCCGAGGACCGCAUGCCGCUUAUGUUUGGGGUGCCGCUGUGCUUGCCACUCCUCCUCCCUCUUUGCGUGACAAGAUCACCGGCCGUUACGGCCACGCCGCCUAUCUUGGACCAGAAGUCGGAAGUGGAAGCCACAUUGUGCAGUUUAGGCUGCGGGAUGGCACCUUGAAGAUUGCGAGAAGUGCAAGAAUCCGGAUGUUGGUUCCUCUUACCUUUGAGGUGUCGAGCUUGAAAGGUGUUUGUCGCAUGUUGCCAGGAAGGAGAGAUGAUGCCCAGAAGAAGCUCCCCGAGAGCACUGGCGAAAAUGUGCGCGACCUCCCUUUACCGAACACCGCGACCCGAGGACCACCACCAGAGUGGAUUGAAGAAAACGGAAGAACCCCAAGGUGUCGAGCUUGCCGGCUGCGCGGGUUUCCAGCGGAUAAGGCAUGGCACACCCAGAGAUGCCGUGAUCGAUACGCUGAGUUUGUGCGGAACUCCUUCGAUCCCAGCCGGGCGAUUCUCGAUCAAGCCCCAAUUGAAGAAGAGCCGACCGGGCUUGAUGAUUUGGGUGCUGGAUUUGAUGUUGAUCUUGGGCUUGAUGUGCCGGAUGAUCUUGAUCCUUUCCCGAAUUUUCCAUUGGAUGAGGAUUUGGCUGAGUAUGAGCCCAGCCUGCCUGGAGUUGAGAAUGAGAUAGAAGUUGGAGAAGAACUCGAGCAGAUCGAGGCCCCGAGCCCGGGCGAGCUUGAUUUCAUGCAAGUGGAGCCGGAACCUCUUGAAGCACUCCCAGAAGAAGAGCGGGAGGCUAUGGUGUCUAGCGUGAUGUAUCGCGAGUCCAUCUCCUUUGCUGGUGCGUCGGUUUGCUUUGCAGGGGCCGCCACCACCAAGGUUGCGUCGGAGAGAGAGGCAAAGUACGAGCAGCUCGAACAGUCCAUUGGGUCAUGUGACAACUCGGCCGACCGGGAAGCGCCUGCAACGGGUAUUGAUACUGCCAAGCACAUUCGAGCAUAUGCAUUGGACUUGGCUGCAGACACACUGCAGCUUGCAACAGCGAGCCAAUCUCGAUAUGGCACAGAUCUGGCUAAAGAGCUGCUACGAGGUCCCUUGGACCAAGAGGAGUCUUCGAUUGGAAUGAUGGGUCAGACCCUUGUUCCAGACACAGCUGUGGUGUUACUUCGUGCUCCCCUUUGCGAACUGCUGCAGCGGUCCCUCGAUGGAACAAGCCUGGCUGUACCGAAGGCUUCGUGCAUUCUGAAUCAUCAACGAGGCUACCGUGCGGGCCACUGCACCAGACCGUUGCUCAGAUGUCCCGUGCACCCAGCCACUGCUACUGAUCGUGCCGUGCCUAUCUCCGGUAAGUUUUCGCUCGAGGGAUGCAUAGACGCCGUAGUCAGCUGCGGUCCGGUGUCUCUUUCAGAGCACAACACAUUUCUCCACAUGGGGGCUCACAGCAGUGACUCGCGGCAGAAGAGAUCGGCUUGCAGACCGGGCCGCCGGGAACGACUCAUCAUCAAGCAGACGGCCAAGGCCAAAGCUGCUCCGGGACCCCCGUUGCGACAACCACCGACGCCUCCUCUGCCUAGACAUCGAGUGCUGCAGUAUCCCAAGAGUACAGAUCCACUGCUUCAACACCGGACAUAUGCGAUGCCCACUUUGAAGCGAGAUAGCUCGACUGCUGUUUUUGUCGCCGAGACUAUUGCAGGGAUCGGAGAGCAUAGCAUUGACAAGAAGGCCAAGGGCUGCAAGCACCAAGCUACUUCCAGUGACAAUGCCUAUGUUACCUUUGAGCCUCUGCCUUGUGAAGUUUAUCGCUCACAGCUGGUCUCAGAUCAGCAGCGGGGCAGACCAGACCAGUGCGGGAAGACGGCUGCGGCAUACAUAGUGCUUGCGAACCCGGACACACAGCACACAGCGACAUGUCGCGGCAAGAAAACACGUGACGGAAACGAGCUUAUAGGCGCGCACUGGCGCGAGCACGCGCACAUCCAGCAGGACCGAGCCGACGAGACAUCCCCCGUUCGGGGCCCCACCGGACCCGGAAUCGACAUCUUAAGCUGGAACUGCGGUGGACUCACAUCCACACGCUUUGCUGAGCUCAAACAGUGGUUGCACACCACCCCUGACGGCCAACGGCCACAGAUUGUGAUCAUUCAGGAGACGCUCUGGAAAACCUCCAGUGAGUGGACAGAUAGCAAAUACUCGUAUGUGCAUUCGGGUACCAACCGGAACAAAGACGGCGGUUUGUUGCUCAUGGUUGCUCGCGAAUUAUGCUCACCGGACAAACUGCGAUAUGAUGAGCUGAAGCCUGGCAGACUAUUGCACAUCAAACUCGCUAUGGAUCCGUCGUUUGAACUCAUUGCCAUUUACCAGCAUUCAUGGCGAAAUGACUUGAGCACCACCGCUAAAGAUAAACUGCUAACACAAAGAGCCGCUAUAUGGCGACGUUUGCAGCAGUUCGUGCAGAGCACCCCGGCAAGGGCCCAAGUUGUCAUUGCCGGUGAUUUCAAUUGCCCCAUUCGAACAUGCCUCCCAUAUGUUGGGAGUGGUGUUAGGCGUAAUGUCAAACCUCGUUCUCAACCUCUCCCCGACCCAGCACCGGACCUUGAUGACCUGAUCAAUGUGCUCCGCAAUGGGGAUCUUCAGGUUCUCAAUAGCUUCGGCAGGGAGGGCAUGGCCGCCAGCACAUACAUCAACGCCUCACAAACGCCCAUGCAAGGCUCACAAAUUGAUUUUGUGGUGAUGCGCAGGGAGCAGGCCGAUGAUCGUAGCAGGCGGGUACAGAUUAUGCGGGAUUUCCCUUUACUGCCGAUUGAAGGGAUGUGGCACUUUCCGCUGCGAGUCACUGUUCCUCGCCCCAUUGCCCCCCGAUCCAAACCUCAGGACUCACGUCUUACCCCAGACAAGGCUUCAGCCUGCUUGGCUCGGGAACCUGAGAAGGCUCAGCAUUUUCAGCAAAUGGUGAACGAAAUGCUUCAGCAGGCCCCGACGGUGGAUUGCAUCAAUACAGUCCUGCUCCAAGCUUGGGACCAAACCUUUGGCACUGUGGGUGAUCCCCGGGAGGGCUUUAUUAGUGAUGCCAGACUGGCCACCAUGUGGAAACAUCGGGCACUGGUGUUGCGCCGUAUCGCACCCAAAAUCAGACGCCGCAAACUGCAGCUCCGUGAUGCUCAAGGGCGACUCGUGGGGCCAAGAGAAGAGGCCACUCUCAUUUUGGACCACUACUCCGAAGUGUUUGCUUCAGAGCUUGCAGUGGCAGACACCCAGUUGGAAUGUCCUUUUUACUUUGACUCCGAUGAGCUGUAUCAUGCCCUCUCCGAACUACCCCAACACAAAGCCCUGCCGCAACAUUGUGCUCCCGCCCCCCUUUGGAAACUCUGCGCACAGACCAUCAGCCAAUUCACAGUGCAACAGUUUCAGGGUCGCCUUAACUCGGGAUCGUUUCGGGAUCAGUGGCCCCGGGACUGGGCAUUGUCCUUUUUAUGCCUUCUCCCGAAAACAGAUCAGCGUUUGGAUGCCAUAGCCAAGCUUCGACCCAUUUCAUUGUUGCACCCACUGGGCAAGUCCUUUGCAGGACUCCUCAUGUACCGAGUCAGGGAGAGCAUCACUCGCAAGCUCGCGUCCAUACCCCAGUUCGCAUACUUGGUUGGGCGGUCCACGGCUGAUGCAGUGGAUCGAGCGGUCUGGCAUGUGCACCGCACCCGGCAGAGAUUGGGCACGCAAUACACCAUACACCACCGACGUGCAGGCAUCCGGCAGCAAACCAUUCAGGGCAGCCUGACACUCAGCAUUGACCUCCGAAGGGCCUUUGACUCCAUCGAUCGAGACCUCAUCCGUGACGCCCUUAAAUGGGCAGAGGUCCCCGCAGAGGUCCUGGAUGUCAUCGUCGGCCUGCAUGAGGCCAUGCGGGUUUGUUAUACCUCUGCCUUGGGCGAAACGAGAUCGGUUUCCACUGGUAGAGGAUUGAGGCAGGGAUGUAGGUUAGCACCUAUAGUGUGGGCGUGCAUAACCGGAUACCUGCUUAGCAAGCUCAUACCGAUCUUCGAUCAAAGUGAUUUGCAGCCUUUGCUUACGCUUUUUGCUGACGACACCCUGGGUCAGUGGGAGAUCAAUGAUCAAACCCAGCUCGACAAAACGCUUAAACAGAUUGCGUUCUUGCUUGACUUCUUGAAAAUGCAUAAUCUUAGUGCAAACACCAGCAAAACGGUGAUCUUGGCCAGGUUUGCGGGCUCCCACCACACCAAAAUUUGGAGCAAACACUUGGUGACUGACCCUGAGCUGGGCACAUGUGUGCAGAUCAGCUGUAGAGAUGAACGUAUUCUUCUGCCUGUUAAGUCACACCACAAAUACCUUGGGAUCAUGUUGUCGUAUCGACACCUUGAGAGGGAAUCGGUCAAGUACCGCAUCAAAUGCGCACAGGUUGUGGAAAUCCGUAGUCUGGACGACACUGUCCUACGGAUUGGUAUGGGAAAUGUUUGGGAGGCCGUGCCUGAAACCACGCUCCAGGCCACACAGCAGCUCCACCACCUCGGACAGGCCGGGACAGCUACGACGGAACAGCCUCAAUCCGCGCCACCGAGCACUUCGCGGCCUGCGGAUGCUUUGCCCUCAGAGCCACCCAUGCCGGCACUAGACUCCACGGGAGCGCCUGCACAGCAUCAGCACAGCCGAGCAGCGGAAUGCAUAACGGUUGUGCCGGAGGCACCUACCGGGACGUCGUCUGCUGGAGCACAUGCCACACCAGGUGACGUGCCUAGUCAGUCCUCAGACUCGCUGCAGUGCCAAAUUUGCGGUUUUCGUGCUGAUAACACUCCGGCACUUCGUUAUCAUAUGACCACAUCGCAUGGGCACUCUGAAAGACGUCUUGCAAUGGAGGAGAAAGCAGCCUUUCGAUUCGAAGACCACGCUCUGGCAGGCAUGCCCACCUGCCGGCACUGUGAAAGAGCAUUUACUGGCGUCCCACAGUUCAGAAAUCAUAUCAUGGCCCAAGUCUGCCCCGUACUGCAUGGAGCCCUGCCUUCAGGCCGAGACUACGGUGAGCAGCCUCCACUACCGCAGGGAGCUUCCUUGGAAAACCAGCCAUUGCGUGAUCGUACUAGUACAUAUCAGGCAUUGCAAGAGGGCGGAUGGAAGCAUUUGGCAACGCUGCAGGCAUUUCGCCAAGUCGCAUUAGAACACUGCCCGCUCUGUCACCUCUGGGUAGCCAACAGGAGCGGACAGGUGAAGAAGCAUAUGCGUCACAAACACAAGGAUCAGGAAGCACUCAUACAGCAAGUGAUCGAAGUUUGCCGCCGCUCUUCCUUUGUGCUGCGAUCGCCGUGCCAGCUGUGUUGUGCCGAGUGGAAAGGCUGCUUGCUGCCAUCCAUGGAUUUCAAUUCAAUGAUGAGGGAGGAGCCGACCCCACUGAUGCAGUUCGAGUCAAUCUUCCAUCGGCCAAUCCCAUCGCACCUGCCAACAAAGCGCGAGGGGCAUCAGCUGGAGCCAGUCCAGCAGUGGCCGUCGCAAAAGCAGCGACGAAAGGCACAGGGCGCAAUGGGAACGGGCAAAGGCAAGGGAAAGGGAAAGGGCAAAAGCAAGGGCAAAGAUUACGGACAGAGCCUGCCGAUGCCACCACCGUCAUAUCUGGACCAGAACGAUCAACAGGAGGACCCCUGGCCCAUGGGACCGUGGACAUCGACCGCCGGCCGGACCGAUUACUACUCUCAGUAUGCGAGCCCUCAGCCUCAGUACCCCCCGGUAACAACCUGGACUCAGCUUCACGAACUUCAGCAGUACUUCGAGCAGAUGAGAAAGCUAUUGAUUCGCCACGAAUGGGAGCUCGCGGGCAGGCGAGUGGACUGUGGAUUCAUCCUCCAUUUCCGAGCAGGCCAGGACGGGAUCCUUCGCGAGAUCUUCCAGGCCAGCAAGAUAUGGAACGAGGCUCGAACCCAGGGCAAAAUCCAAUCCUUGACGCUUCGGCAGGCUCUCCUGAUGAAGGUCUUCACAGAGCUUCAGAAUCGCAUGAACCAUCUGAACGAGGAUCACAUCGCCCGCUGCCGGAAGAUGGGCUACUUGAGCAUGGAGGGCCUCAACUGGCAGUACAUGCGAUGGUCUCAGGAGAAGGGGCAGCUCAUUCCGGAGAAUCCAGUUCGCCAGGUGCCACACGAUACAUUGAUUCAGCAUCUGACCUCCAUCCUUCAGGCACUGAACAUCGACCACAUGAUCCACAAGUUUACGGCAACUCGCAAGCUGACGGAGAACAUCGAGAACACCCUGCCAUUCCUGCUGCAGCUGUCAAUGCAGGGGACGACGGCACAACAAUUGUUUCAGGCUCUCAAAGAUCUAUGCGGAGCGGGAUGCCUUCAGCUUGUCGGACUCACGAUGCGCCGCGAAAGAUUGGAGCUGCAGCCACUGGCGAAGCAGUUGUUCUGGUGA
This is a messenger RNA of Symbiodinium sp. CCMP2592, 11040 nucleotides long. The record is from the annotation of a GenBank genome assembly. NCBI's taxonomy places the organism in Eukaryota, Dinophyceae, Suessiales, Symbiodiniaceae.